CCUAAUAACGCGCGUGUGAACAAAAGAAAUAUACACCACACAAUUCCUGAUUGCGCUGUGUGACGGUAAAUAACGGAAGAGCGAUAAGAAAAAUAAUCAAAACUUAAAAAAAAGAGAAUAUAACUUUCGAACUUGAAUUAUUUUUUCUGUAUUUUAUCUGACCGCACACACCUUCCUCCCCUUUCUUUUCUUGUUUUUCUUUUGUUUCUGUUUCGUAAAAAGAGUUGUCUUUUGUAUCCCGCCCAACCUGUACUCUUCUUCAAUUACACACACCACUUAUAUUUAUCUAUUAUGUUAUCCGCCGCUUUAAACCUGCAAAAGCAGCGCAGCCUCCCGAUGUCACGCACCGCUAUGCGGGUGCUGACUCCGACCACCACCCGGCACGCGGUUAACUACAGCAGCCAAGUAAAGCCUCCUCUUGAUCCCGAGUGGGUCAAGCUUGCCACUAAGGAGUGCAAGGGCAAGGACCCCAAGGAGAUUCUCACAUGGGAUACACUCGAGGGGAUCCCUGUCAAGCCUGUCUACACCGCCGCCGACACGGUGGGCCUCAAGGCCGAGCUCCCUGGCGUCUACCCCUACACGCGUGGGCCCUACGCUACAAUGUACACGCACCGCCCGUGGACUAUCCGGCAGUACGCCGGUUUCAGUACCGUGGAGGAGAGUAACCGCUUCUACAAGGCCAAUCUGGCAGCCGGACAGCAGGGUCUCUCUGUGGCCUUUGAUCUGGCCACGCACCGCGGGUACGAUUCCGACCACCCGCGUGUCGUUGGGGACGUCGGAAUGGCUGGUGUCGCCAUCGACUCAGUCGAGGACAUGAAGAUCCUGUUUGACGGGAUCUCGCUGAAGGACGUAUCCGUGUCUAUGACUAUGAACGGCGCUGUGCUGCCGAUCCUGGCCAUGUACAUUGUGGCGGCGGAGGAGCAGGGCGCCGCACUAGACGAAAUGAAGGGCACGAUCCAGAACGAUAUCCUGAAGGAGUUCAUGGUGCGCAACACCUUCAUCUACCCCCCAGAGCCCUCGAUGCGCAUCAUUGGCGAUAUCUUUGCGUUCACGGCCAAGAACAUGCCCAAGUACAACUCCAUCUCGAUCUCCGGCUACCACCUGCAGGAGGCUGGCGCCAACAGCUACGUGCGGCGCGGAAUCUCCGCUGGCAUGACGGUCGACCAGUUCGCCCCGCGGCUGUCGUUCUUCUGGUGCAUUGGCAUGAACUUCUACAUGGAGAUCGCCAAGUUGCGCGCGGCACGCCGGCUAUGGGCGCACCUGGUAAAGGAGAAGUUCAACCCGAAGAACCCCAAGUCAAUGAUGCUGCGGACACACUCACAGACCUCCGGCUGGUCGUUGACCGAACAGGAUCCGUACAACAAUGUCGUGCGCACAACUGUUGAGGCCAUGGCUGCGACGCUCGGCGGCACCCAGUCGCUGCACACGAAUGCCCUGGAUGAGGCCAUUGGCCUGCCGACCAAGUUCAGCGCCCGCAUUGCGCGUAACACGCAGCUGAUCCUGCAGGAGGAAGCUUGCAUUCCGCGCGUGGCCGACCCCUGGGCUGGCUCAUACAUGAUGGAGUCCCUGACCAACGAUGUCUACGAGAGCGCGCUUGAGAUUAUCAACGAGGUCGAGGCGCUCGGCGGCAUGGCCAAGGCGAUUGCCUCGGGAAUGCCCAAGAUGCGCAUUGAGGAGAGCGCUGCCAAGCGGCAGGCGCAGAUUGACUCUGCACAGACCGCCAUUGUGGGUGUCAACAAGUACCGCGUCAGCGAUGAAGACGCCAAUGAUGGCAAGGUUGAGGUGCUGUCGAUUGACAACCGCGAGGUCCUCAGGGGGCAGUGCGAGAGGCUGGACAGGCUGCGGAAAACCCGCGACGAGGCCAUGGCGCAAAAGUCCCUAGAUGCCAUUACCCGUGCUAUGGAGCAGCCCGGAGAGAACCUGCUUGCCCUGGCUAUGGAUGCCGCGCGCGCACGCUGCUCUGUUGGCGAGAUCUCGCAUGCCAUUGAGAAGGUUGUUGGUCGCUACAAGCCCGAGGUCAAGCUGGUCAGCGGCACGUACAAGGCUGAGUACGCCAAGGCGCAGGACCCCAAUGGCUCCGAUCCCAUCGCCGAGACCAUCGCCAUGUCUGAUGAGUUUGCUGCCAAGUGGGGCCGCCGCCCGCGCGUGCUCGUUGUAAAGAUGGGCCAGGAUGGCCACGAUCGCGGCGCCAAGGUUGUUGCCUCCGGGUAUGCUGAUCUGGGCUUUGACGUCGAUGUCGGUCCGCUGUUCCAGACCCCUGCCGAGGCUGCUCGCCAGGCGGUGGACUCUGACGUCCAUGUCAUUGGUGCCUCUUCACUGGCUGCUGGACACAAGACGCUGGUGCCGCAGCUGGUCGAGGAGCUGCGCAAGCUUGGCGCCCCCGAGAUCAUGGUCAUUGCUGGCGGCGUCAUCCCCAAGCAGGACUAUCAGUUCCUGUUUGACAACGGCUGCGCGGCUGUCUACGGCCCUGGAACCCGAAUCCCCGAUUCUGCCCAGGACAUGAUCCGCAAGGUCGAUGCCAUUCUGAGCAAGUCUGAAGCCUAGAGGCUCGAAUAAAGUCUUUUCUUUCCGCUUCCCAACAUAUAUACAAACAAAAAACAAGCAAACAAAAACAAACCACCACCUUAUGUAAAGAUAAAUAAAGCUAU
Molecule: messenger RNA, 2648 nt
Organism: Kickxella alabastrina
Lineage: Eukaryota; Fungi; Kickxellomycota; Kickxellomycetes; Kickxellales; Kickxellaceae
Product: methylmalonyl-coenzyme A mutase
Exons: 3
Coding region: 292-2544 (750 amino acids)
Cellular component (GO): mitochondrion
Molecular function (GO): metal ion binding; methylmalonyl-CoA mutase activity; cobalamin binding
Source: RefSeq, a predicted model, not a curated record